GAAGUUAUCAUGAUGUGGGCUACCAAACUGCCACUCUUGCUCACCUUGGGUUUCCUUGCUCACCUUGGGUUUCCAGUGUGUCGCAAUAUUGUGUUGUGAUUGUGUGACCCAUGUCGAUCAAAAAAGUGACAGGCUUUCAGUGUCGGAAACAUAGCGCAAGCCGUCGUCUUCUACAAAAGGCGAAUUGAAAAAUCAAGACGUCUUCUACCAGGAUUCGAACAACAGCUACGUUCAAAGCGACAGAAAAGGCACAAAAUUAAUAUGUCGCAGUUAAAAAAGCGAGUUCAUCUUUUCAACUGUGAUAACACGUACAAGCUAGAGCCUGUUGAAAAAUUGCUUGACCAGUUCAGUAUCCAUGUUGAGCGUGUAGAGAAGCAUUCAUUCAGACUUGCUCAAAUGUCUGAAAACGUCGAAAAGAUUCCAACCUUAGAGAUGAAUAUGGCUUUUUUCGUGGUUCAUGCAUACGAGUCUCGACUCUCGAUCAACGAAGACAACUCUGGAAUUGGUUACGCCAAAAUAUACAGAGCUUUGCUACAAGCAACGGGAGGAGAUGUAAUCGUCGUUAUAGGGGGAGAUGACAACUACGAGGGAAACGGCGAAGAGAAUCGAGAGGUUAUUUCACGCUGGGCGAAAAGGAAAGUUUCGUCACAAUUCAGUGAAGAGUAUCUUGAUGGUAGAAAGGGCUUUAUCUUUUCCUGGAACAAACAACAUCGAGCGAUUCACGAACAAGCUCUGCUGCAUCACUUUGACCCAAACAAGAAAGGACAAAAGUUCGAAUAUCAGCAGCAAUCUCCAAACCAACAGACAAAACCAGAAAUCCAAUCUCCAGGCUUACAAAAUCCACAGAAAACCGACAAAAGUCUCCUACGUAACAAUGAAGCCACUUCUGAACUGACAGCGGUCGAAGUAAGGCAGGCUGAUUCACACCGUGAUGGCGACAGUUGUUCUGCGCGCAGCGGCAGAGACAGGGAGGGGAUAGAACCCUCUUUCAGUAAUGAGAGAGACGCACAAGGAGGGGGUCAAGAUUAUCUUCAACGGAAUUUAUCAGAGGAAAAAAGCACCCCAACUCAAAAUACCCAACAGCUGGUGCGGGCGUCACAAUUCUCAGUUAAAUCCCCUCCCAUUGUUUUGCUGAGAGGUUUCGCUCGUUAUGGAAAGGCACCUGAUCGGAUAGGUGACCUUCAAAUAUGGGACCCUGGGUUUAAAGUUCCUGAUGACAUUCAAGAGAGACUGCUUAAAAAACAUCGCAACACACCUUUGAUUGGAGUGAUAGUCAUGAAGCACAGCGAUGGCUCAAUUGAGUGUUGCACUGAUCCAAAUUUGAAAGAGCUUUCGUUGGAUGGGGAAGUACAGCUUGCUGCCGAUGAAAAACUGGUGUUCAAAACUCGUGUUUACAACGGAGUGGUGUCAUUUGAAGACGUUGCUGUACAGUUUAAGUAUGGGAACAAGUGUAUUCCGCAACACAUUAUUGAUGGGUUCAGAGCAAUAGAUAAUAAGCCUACUGGUGACCUGUACAUCAUUUCAAAUGACUCUGACAACUUUCGAUGUGUAGUUAUAGGUAAAAAUAAUUUUAAAAAAGUAAUUCGAACGGUAAAGGAAAAUUCUCUUUUUUCGAGGUGGAAAAAACCUUGAACUGUGCCUUCGAACGACAAACGACUAGAGGCGAUAUGCCGUAGGAAAUAACUCGAAGUGUAAGCUAUCGAUCUGAUUUAUUUGUAGUGAAAUUUAUAUUUUGAUUAGAUGUAAUAUGAUGUGACACUGACAAUGACGACAAUCUGUCAUUGAUACGUCAUGUAACGCUUUCUGUUGUAAUAUAGUAUUGGGAUAGCAUGACACAUGUCGAUCAGAAUGUCUACAGGCUUUCUCAGAAACAUUGCGUAGUCGUCUUCUUUUAUAGGUAAUUGUACUCUUUCAGCUACGAUCUUUCUCUUGAUGAUAGGAACAUUGAUAUCAACUUUUUGCGGUACUGAUCUCUUACAUAAAAUGAACAAGAAACGGA
This is a messenger RNA of Stylophora pistillata, 1999 nucleotides long. RefSeq lists its product as uncharacterized. Lineage: Eukaryota; Metazoa; Cnidaria; Anthozoa; Scleractinia; Pocilloporidae. The record is from RefSeq and is a predicted model, not a curated record.